UUUGCAUGCUGCAUUCGCUAGCUACACGAUCGCAGUUUCGAAACCACAUCAUCUCACGCUGGCUCGUCAAGAUGGCGGGGACUUGCCACGUAGCACUAACUUCCGUGGUGAUUUUCAUUACCUUACUGUCCUUUGUCUCCAUUGCUUUCUCAAAGUCUGAGGGAGAAGGCAAAUAUGGAAAGCUUCUCGUGGUUACCAUAGCAACUGAAGAAACUGAUGGGUUCAGGAGGUACAUGGAUUCUGCUGAGGCAUUUGGACUUAAUGUGAAGGUGGUAGGAAUGAACCAAGAAUGGAAGGGUGGUGACAUACAACGCUUUCCUGGUGGAGGCUUCAAGAUCAACCUCUUAAAAGAAGCUCUAGCACAGUAUGAAGAUGAUGAAGAACUCGUCAUCAUGUUCACUGAUAGCUAUGAUGUGAUCUUCUUGGCUGAUGCAGAUGAGAUUUUAAGGAAGUUCAAGGCAUUCCAAGUGAAUCUCCUCUUCUCCGCGGAGACCUAUAUCUGGCCGGACAAAUCUCUUGCGGACAAGUAUCCUCCAGUUGAGAAUGGCUACCCCUAUCUCUGCUCUGGUAUCUACAUGGGGUACGCCUCCUACAUCUACAAAGCUCUCACCUACAAACCUGUGGAAGAUUUGGACGAUGAUCAGCUUUUCUUCACACAUCUCUUCCUAGAUUACAGGGAAAGUUGGAAUAUAAAGCUAGACAAUCCAGCAGUUAUCUUUCAAAAUAUCAAUGGGGCAAGAGGUGACAUAAAGCUGAGAUUUGAAGGGAAAAACAACCUCCUCCACAACACAAAGUAUAACACGGUUCCCUGUGUCUUACAUGGCAAUGGCCUAAGUAAGAUAUACCUAAAUCAUCUGGCCAAUUAUCUCCCCAAUAAAUGGAACUUUGAAGGUGGAUGUCAAAACUGUGAUUUAGAAAGGUUUAAUCUUCAAGGGUUACAGGUUGAAGAGUAUCCAACUGUAGUGAUCGGUAUCUUCAUUGGAGUCCCUACGCCCUUCUUUGAAGAAUUCUUAGAUCGCCUCACCAAACUAAACUACCCAAAGAACAAAAUAGACAUCUUUAUUCAUAACAGGGCAAUGUUCCAUUAUCACAUGCUAGAAAAGUUCAGAGCGGAGAAGGGUCCUCUAUAUAACAGCAUCAAGAUCAUCCUUCCUGCACAAUCCUUGAGUGAUGCCGAAGGAAGAAAUCGUGGAGUGGAUUAUUGUAUAAGUAAGGAAUGUGAGUAUUAUUUCUCUGUGGAUUCUGAUGUACAACUUACCAAUCCUGAUGUCCUAAGGCUCCUUAUGGAAACUAACAAGGGGAUUGUAGCUCCACUGGUUUCCAAGCCGGGUAAGCUAUGGUCAAACUUCUGGGGUGACCUGAACAACAUGGGUUACUACGCUCGUUCAGACGACUAUGUAGAUCUGGUCAGGGGAGAUAGGAGGGGCAUCUGGAAUGUGCCAUACAUCAAUAAUAUCUACUUGGUUAAAGGAGAACUCCUUCAGAAACAUCAUCCUAAUUUCAAGGGAGAGGAGGAUCUUGACACUGAUAUGGCUCUGUGUAUUGAUCUCAGGAAUAAGGGAGUCUUUAUGUAUCUGGUAAACAUGGCGGAGGAAUACGGUCAUAUCGUUACCUUAGAUAACUAUGAGACUACCCAUCUACAUAAUGAUAUGUGGGAGAUUUGGAACAAUAAAGAGGAUUGGGAAGCUAAGUACUUAUCCCCUGAUUAUUUUGUAGUCAAAGAGAUGGACAGGAUGAACAUGACUAUGCCAUGCACUGAUGUAUACACAUUUCCACUCAUGUCAAGAACGUGGGCUAGAGAACUUAUAGAAGAAAUGGAGAAUUUUGGCCAGUGGUCAGGAGGUACAAAUCAGGAUAAAAGAUUAGCAGGAGGAUACGAGAACGUACCUACGCGUGAUAUCCACAUGAAUCAAAUUGGUUUUGAACAGCAUUGGUUGUAUUUUCUCAGAGAAUAUGUCGUACCAAUCUGUGAAAAUGUUUAUCCAGGCUAUUAUUCAAAGGCAUAUGCAAUAAUGAAUUUUGUAGUGCGGUACAAGCCGGAGGAGCAGCCUUCGUUACGACCCCACCACGACUCAUCUACAUACACCAUUAAUGUAGCACUCAAUGAACGUGGGAAAGAUUUUGAGGUAAGUCUUUUUUAACCCUGAAAUUGCUAC
Lytechinus variegatus (green sea urchin) is the source of this 2156-nucleotide messenger RNA. RefSeq names its product procollagen-lysine,2-oxoglutarate 5-dioxygenase 1-like. The transcript is spliced from 18 exons. Gene Ontology annotation, biological process: peptidyl-lysine hydroxylation. Lineage: Eukaryota; Metazoa; Echinodermata; Echinoidea; Temnopleuroida; Toxopneustidae. The record is from RefSeq and is a predicted model, not a curated record. The coding region runs from base 6 to 2141 and encodes 711 amino acids. Gene Ontology annotation, cellular component: endoplasmic reticulum. Gene Ontology annotation, molecular function: procollagen-lysine 5-dioxygenase activity.